This is a messenger RNA of Pseudocercospora fijiensis CIRAD86, 219 nucleotides long. RefSeq lists its product as uncharacterized. Bases 1 to 219 code for a protein of 72 amino acids. NCBI's taxonomy places the organism in Eukaryota, Fungi, Ascomycota, Dothideomycetes, Mycosphaerellales, Mycosphaerellaceae. The transcript has 2 exons. The record is from RefSeq and is a predicted model, not a curated record.
AUGCUGAUGCUGAUGCUCUGCCUUCACGCGUCUGGCCCCCGGUCUCGGGACCGGGACAGGGACCGGGACCGGGUGGGCAUGAGCCAACACGCCGAGCACUCUCCCCCAUCACCUGCUCCAGCGACCUCCAGCCUGACGCUGACAAUGCAUCCCACCUCCACCUCCACCUCCACCUCCACCUCCACCUCCACUUCCAGCCUUCUCGCCAGCUCACCCUGA